Molecule: messenger RNA, 1330 nt
Organism: Mercenaria mercenaria
Lineage: Eukaryota; Metazoa; Mollusca; Bivalvia; Venerida; Veneridae
Exons: 3
Coding region: 182-787 (201 amino acids)
Source: RefSeq, a predicted model, not a curated record
CAGCUACUAGGGAUACCACCGCAACCGGCAUUGUGUGGCCUGGCAUACCUUUCUACCUGUUCGUAUACUUCCGUAUUCUGUCGUCGGCGAUUUCCGUGACGUCGGCGUCAUGACGUCACAAUUAACCUAUGAUGACUGAAACAAAAGAACUGUAACAUAGUAUGAUCGUAAUUUGAACAUUAUGAUAUCAACUGGAAUUUCGUUAUCUGCAAGACCCGGGACUGGUGCUACAGAUCGGGCGCCUUUGCAACUUGGAUAUGGGGCGCCUACAUUCCCUUCGACCUCUGCUAAAGAUCUGCAUAUACAUGGUUCAGACAGUUCCAGCCGUGAAUGCACUGCAGACGAUCUGGCACGUGGCACCAAACGGAAAUAUGAUGAAUACAAAAACGAAACACAUAUGCUAACACGACAAAAAAUAUGCAGUUACACACAUACUGUAAUUCCUCGUGGAGUAAAACGUAAAUUUGCUUCUGAUCAUUCAGAGCAACCGAGAAAACGGUUUAAAGCGACACCACCGGAAGAUAACAUCGGUCCAUCUGAAAAUGAAACUGAACCAUCGGUUUCCAACAGCACUUCUGACGAAGGAAGCAAUAGCGUCCUGAACAUUGGCAGUUCUGACACUUACUCUGACGACAGUAAAGACAUUUCAGAUUCGCAGCCUGCAGCUGGUGCUUCAAAAGAUCUAUCAAAGGAGGAGUCACGUGACGCAAAAAUCGAGAAAUCAGAAGACGGAAUUUCAUUUCCCAGAUCCUGUGUUUGUAACGUCGGCCACAGUAAACUGCGCUAGACGACUGAACGCGACCUUCCAACAGCAGCACCUUUAUACAGGAGCUUGCUUAUGCGCCGUUUAUACAGCCUGUCCAAUAUGCAAUACACGUGCUGCAAGUCCCGAUGCAUAAGAAGGUACCCACGAGAAAGCGUCAUGCGCGUCAGUUUGCGUCGUAUGACCGAGGACUAUUAUGAAUCGGAUCUACGCAUCACCAGAUACUCGUGGGGUGAGUGGAAGGAUUGACUUGGGAGCCCGCUGAUUUAUGUUUACAAGUGAUAAUUUUCAUCAUUUAGGAUGACUUAUUACAAAAACGAGAAGCUGAAACUUAAAUGAAAAGAAAAUUAUUAUUUCACCAUCGCCCGUACUUUUCCAUGUACUCUCCUUUUCAAAGACAUACGACAUUUUAUGCGAGUAUUGUAAAAGUGAAACACUCAGUAUUAAAAUAUAUUUCAGAAUCUGUCACUAUCAAAUGCAGAGUAUCACUUUAAAAAACAAUAAAACGUGGAAUCUCCCAUAAGAAGUUGCAUAUAUAAAAAGGUGUUUUAACAGCGCAUGAGCGCG